AAAUAUCGAAUGAUACCGCACAGUGAUGACUGCAACCGUAUCUUAACUGAUCACGUGACUUCACGAUCUUUGUUUACAAUCAAUCGUGUAGCGCGCUUUCAAAUGUAAGUAAAAUGUAAUGUGUUUUCGUGUUGAGCUUCUAGUAAACUUGGAUCUAGCUUUUUCACGGCAGAGGAAAUGGAAAAUGGUUAGAAAAAAGUUCGGUCGUCCCCAUAUGCGUGCGCAUCAGAGCCUGCGACCAAAAUAAUGAAGAAGUCCAAAGAGGAAUAUACAAAUCCAACUGCUGUCUCUAUUGAGAUUCCUGAGAUGCUUUCAGCUGACGAAUUGGAUAAGAUAUUCAUCCUUACAGGCUCAUCUAAUUACUCUGAAGUUUUGAAAUCGUAUGCCUUUGUGGACAAAACAUUACACAUUAGAAGCAUAGUCCAAGAUAAGGGUCCAAUUCUGUUUUCGGGUCCCUUUUGCUGUGGAAAAUCAACUAAUAUCAACAUGAUCAACUAUUUUCUGGCAAUAGAAGUUGACAGUGAAGGAAACGAAGUCGAGAAUGUGUUAAAGAAUGCAGAUGGAAAGUGGGUUGAGAAGGAAAUUCAAACUGAGAAAUUUCAGCACUUCAAGAACCUGAACAUAUAUAAAUGUCAACUUGAAACCAAACACACUAAUGAUGAAUGCUCGAAAGGAGAAUGUUUACAUAGAAAUUUUUUCUACGAAAACUGCGGGCAACAUCCUGUCAUUUUCAUAAGUUUUAAAGAUGUCUCAUAUCAUAGUAAUAAAUUAGAAAAAUCACUUAAUGAGUCUAUUCGAAAGUCGAGAAUGUGUUAA
Messenger RNA from Parasteatoda tepidariorum (common house spider), 816 nucleotides. The record is from RefSeq and is a predicted model, not a curated record. NCBI's taxonomy places the organism in Eukaryota, Metazoa, Arthropoda, Arachnida, Araneae, Theridiidae.